This is a messenger RNA of Fulvia fulva, 1650 nucleotides long. RefSeq names its product Cytochrome P450 monooxygenase lnaC. Gene Ontology annotation, molecular function: oxidoreductase activity, acting on paired donors, with incorporation or reduction of molecular oxygen; heme binding; iron ion binding. The transcript is spliced from 2 exons. NCBI's taxonomy places the organism in Eukaryota, Fungi, Ascomycota, Dothideomycetes, Mycosphaerellales, Mycosphaerellaceae. The coding region runs from base 1 to 1650 and encodes 549 amino acids. The record is from RefSeq and is a predicted model, not a curated record.
AUGGACUGGACCACCCUCCUCCCAUCCUUGGCCACCAUCUGGCACUGGUCCUACUACCCCGGCCUCGCCCUCCUCGCCCUCACCACCUUCAUCACAACCCUCUUCCUCUACCUCCUGAUUCUCCAAACCAUCCGCCUCCGCCCCUCCAACAUCCCGCCGAAAAUCCCCUGGGUCGGCCUCAAGUCCCGCUGGCUCUUCCCCAAACUCCGCGCCUGCCUCUCCGAACUCUCCACCUCAAAUGGCCACUUCGAAGAAGGCUACACCCACCACACCAAACACAACAGACCCUUCGUGAUGCCCUGGAUGAACUUUAACCUCGUGCUUCUGCCGCCCUCUUGUACCGGCUGGGUAGCGCGUCAGCCGGAGAGUUCUAUCAGCGCUACGCGGGUUAUGGACGUGAUGCUGGGGCUCGAUUGGAUGGCUCAUGGGCCGAGUAAGGAGAGUGUUAGGGACUUUGGGGUUGUUAGGAGAGAUUUGACGAGGCAGGUCGUGAAUGUGAGUCAGGAACUUGAGGAAGAGGUGGGGAGGUGUUGGGAGGACGAGAUGAGGAAGCGUGGGGUCGCAGAGGAGGGAGAUCGGGAGUGGAAGGAGGUGAAGAUGCAAGUGCUGAUCAAGAAGAUUGCUUUCGAUGCUGUGAAUCGCAUUUUCGUUGGAGUUCCGCUUUGUCGGGAUGAAGGGUAUCAUAAAGCUGUUGAUCGAUGGCUUGCGGUGUUUGGGAGUACGACUCUCUUCAUGAGGUUUUUUGUUCCGGUGGCGUUGCAGCCCUGGCUCAUGCCGGUGGUGAGUGCGCCGAGUCAGAUCUUGUAUUGGAUGGCGAAGAGAUACGUCAAGCCAGGCAUCGAGAGGAGACUGGAGAUGUUGCAGGCGAAAGAAGGCAAGGAGAAGCCAAACGACAUGAUGCAGUGGAUCAUCGACGCUGCCACGCAAAAGGAAGACCCAAGAGAACUGGAACCCGCAAACAUUGCCGGCAAGAUGGUCCUCUUCAACGUCUUCGCAACAUCAACCACCUCCAUCAUGUCCGGCCUAAUCCUCUUCAACCUCCUCUCCUACAAAAACGCCCCAUCCCUCCUCGCCGAGCUCUCCUCAGAAGCCCGCCAAAUCAUGCCCACCCUCUCCUCCGACGCCACAAAAAUCCGCAACAUGGUCAAACUCGACUCCGUCAUCCGCGAGACGCUGCGCUGGGCCCCAAUGGGCGGCCAGGGCCUCAUCCGCGAAGUCGUCAAGCCGGGAGGCCUCGAGACGCCGGAUGGCACGUACCUGCCGCAAGGCACGCAAGUCGCCACAAUCAUCACCCGGAUGCAGCGCGAUGUGGAGAAGAAUGGGAAUAUUUUUGGCGAGCCGGCGGAUGAGUAUGAUCCCUUGAGGCAUUAUCGAGCGGCGAUUGCGGCGCAGGAGGGUGGGAGUUUGGAGGAGAAGCAGAGGAUUGCGGUGCAGAUUAAUGAGGAGUUCUUACCGUUUGGGCUGGGGAAGCAUGCUUGUCCUGGACGCUUCUACGCUGUGCAUUUGAUGAAGCUCAUUCUCGGAUAUUUGCUGGCUAAUUAUGAGCUUGAACCUUUCCCCGAAAGACCAAAGUUUGUGGAGUUCGGUGAAUCUGUUGUGCCGGAUGAGAAGACUGCGGUGAAAGUAAGGCAGCGGACAACUGCGCCAUGA